Molecule: messenger RNA, 944 nt
Organism: Homalodisca vitripennis (glassy-winged sharpshooter)
Lineage: Eukaryota; Metazoa; Arthropoda; Insecta; Hemiptera; Cicadellidae
Product: angio-associated migratory cell protein-like
Exons: 5
Coding region: 260-931 (223 amino acids)
Molecular function (GO): protein binding
Source: RefSeq, a predicted model, not a curated record
CCAAAACAGCUUCAAGCACGUGGUUUCUAUUUUCUGACUAUGAGUCAUGAUCAUAGUCCAGUGUGUAGUUGGUGUUUGUGUUAUUUUGUGAUGUAAUGUAAUGUAAUAAAGCAUACGGUUAACUUGUAGAAUUGAUAAACACUUUUCGUUCAAAAGUAAUUCAAACGCGCAUCUUAUUUCAAAAUCUACUCGUAGUUAUCUCUUGUGUUAACCUACUUAUUCCAGCCAAGUUUGGCUGUAUUGGGAAUUCACUUGGAGAAUGGAUGAUAACGAUGGUAAUAUGGGGGAAGACUUAAUGCCGGUUUUGAGUGAUGAUGAAUCAGAAGAGUUGUUUGAGGAAGACGUUGAAGAGAUUAUUGUUUUACCUCAAAAUUUGGAUGGACUUGAACAAAAUGACUCAGAUGACGAUCAAGAUAUACAAGAAGAGAUCGCCUCUCCAAGUUCACCUGUAAAAGAUGACUCUGAAUUCAUAUUUAAAAAACAUACAGGACCAGUAUUUUGUUGUGCCUUGGAUCCCAUUAAUGGAAAUUUGGCUGUGACUGGAGGUGAGGAUGAGAAGGCGUAUGUGUGGGUGACUCAAACCGGGGAGGUUGUCUUUGAAUGUGAAGGCCAUAAAGACAGCGUGACCUUUGUAGCGUUCAGUCACGAUGGCAAGUAUCUGGCUACAGGAGAUAUUUCUGGCUACAUUCAAGUUUGGAAAGUGGCCACCAAAACUCGUAUCAUGGUUCAAGUAGGAUCAGAUAUGGCGUGGAUGCAGUGGCACCACGGGACGAGGGCACUGUUGUAUGGGCAGUGUAAUGGGGACGUGUUCAUGUGGAAGGUGGGUUCUAGCCAAGAAGAAAAUGAUUCACGAUUCAAGCUGUUUGUCGGAUACAACGUUGGUACAGACUGUGCAGUUGUCAUGCCUGAUGGUAGGUCCAUUCAUCACUAAAUUAGCCUAAAUU